This is a messenger RNA of Archocentrus centrarchus (flier cichlid), 2903 nucleotides long. It is a transcript of the gene cux1b, whose product is annotated as cut-like homeobox 1b. NCBI's taxonomy places the organism in Eukaryota, Metazoa, Chordata, Actinopteri, Cichliformes, Cichlidae. Gene Ontology annotation, cellular component: nucleus; Golgi membrane. Gene Ontology annotation, biological process: regulation of transcription by RNA polymerase II; intra-Golgi vesicle-mediated transport. Gene Ontology annotation, molecular function: DNA-binding transcription factor activity, RNA polymerase II-specific; RNA polymerase II transcription regulatory region sequence-specific DNA binding. The record is from RefSeq and is a predicted model, not a curated record.
GAGCCAGCAGCUACCGGGGCGGGUAGCAGAUGUGAUCCGGUCCGGGUGUUCCGGCCGCCCGGUCCUCUCCACUGAACUCCAACCCCCGCGCUCUCUAUCAGCAUCUCAUUCUGUCUCAAUAUGUCUCAAGAUGGCGGCCAAUGCAGGAUCGAUGUUUCAAUAUUGGAAGCGCUUUGACUUACAACAACUACAGAAAGAACUAGACGUCACCGCCACACAGCUUGCCAACAGACAGGACGAGAGCGAACAGUCCAGGAAGAAGCUCAUCGACCUGAGCCGCGAGUUCAAGAAGAACACUCCAGAGGAUUUACGGAAACAGGUUGCCCCUUUGCUUAAGAGCUUCCAAGGAGAGAUCGAUGCCUUGAGUAAGAGGAGUAAAGAAGCAGAGGCCGCCUUCUUGAACGUGUACAAAAAAAUAAUCGAUGUCCCAGAUCCUGUACCUGUGUUGGAGCUGGCUCAGCAGCUGCAGCUGAAGCUCCAGAGGAUGCACGACAUUGAGACAGAGAACACCAAACUUCGAGAGACACUGGAGGACUACAACAAAGAGUUUGCAGAGGUUAAAAACCAAGAGGUGACCAUUAAGGCCUUGAAGGAGAAGAUUCGUGAGUACGAGCAGUCUCUGAAGAAUCAAGCCGAGAACCUGGCCCAAGAGAAGCAGCUCCAGCUACACAACGACUAUGCAGAGAAAGAGAGGAAACUCCAGGAGAGCCAGGACUCCAUGUCCUCAAGGUUGGAGGAGGCCGAACAGAAGGCCCGGUCCCUACAGACAGCACUUGAAACAACUCAGGCCGAGCUCUUUGAUUUGAAGACAAAGUAUGACGAGGAAUCCACAGCAAAGGCCGAUGAGAUUGAGAUCUUGAUGACAGACCUGGAAAGAGCCAAUCAGCGAGCAGAAGCAGCUCAGAGAGAGGCAGAGUCACUUAGAGAGCAGCUGUCCUUGAGCAACCAAUCCCAGCAGCUCAGCAGCCCGGCCAAGGCCGACCCAAACACGGAACAGUCGGAAGAGGUGGCAUCUCACUCAAAUCUGGAGGCGGAGCUCAGGGCCAAAGAAAGGGAGACCGCCCAGCUGGUGGAAGAUGUGCAGAGACUGCAGGCCAGCCUGACCAAACUCAGAGAGACCACCAGCUCUCAGAUCACACAGUUGGAACAGCAGCUUAGCAGCAAAUCUGAAGUUCUUAAGGAACUGGAGGAAAAGCUGCAAAAGCAAGCUGACUAUGAGGAGGUGAAGAAGGAGUUAAGUAUCCUCAAGACUAUGGAGUUUGGAGCAUCUGACUCGGUGCAGGACUCAUCCAAACCCCUGGAAGUGCUGUUACUGGAGAGGAACCGAAGUCUUCAAUCGGAGAGCGCCGCUUCGCGCAUCGCCAACACUGAGCUGAGUGGCCGUUACUCUGAGCUUCAGGUGGAGUUUGCAGCUGCAGUGCGUACCAGCGCGGAGCAGAAGGAGCUGAUCCUGAAGCUGGAGCAUGACCUGAGCACCAUCCAGGCCAUGUCCUCCGUGCCACGCCCCGAUGCAGACGGGUCAGAGGUCAGCAACAUGGGGAACAUCCCUGAGCCAAUCAAAGAGGCCACUGCAACCUUCAUCGGUUCAGGUGUGAGCUCCCAGCCUGAGCUUCCUCAGGGCCAGAUGGACUCGCUGCUCUCCAUCAUCUCCAGCCAAAGGGAGAGGUUCCGCUCCCGCAACCAGGAGCUGGAAGCUGAAAAUCGCUCCAUGCAGCAGACCAUGCAGGCCCUGCAGAAUGAACUGGACAGCCUGAGAGCAGACAACAUCAAACUCUAUGAGAAAAUCAAAUUUCUGCAGAGCUACCCGGGCAGAGCUGGAGGUAGCGACGACACUGUGAUGCGUUACUCCUCCCAGUACGAGGAGAGACUGGAUCCAUUUGCUUCCUUCAGCAAGAGGGAGCGUCAGCGCCGAUACCUGAGCCUCAGCCCCUGGGAUAAAGCGACUCUGAGCCUGGGACGUGUGAUUCUCUCCAACAAGAUGGCCAGGACCAUUGCUUUCUUCUACACUCUGUUCCUGCACUGUUUGGUCUUCUUGGUGCUGUAUAAGACCGCUUGGAGCGAGAGCAUUGGCAGAGACUGCUCAGCUUUCUGUGCUAAAAAGUACGCUGAUCACCUCCACCGUUUCCACGAGAACGACCCAAACCUUUAAGCGGACCCACAGUGACAUCACAACACUGCUCAGACACGGAGCCUAGUGCGACGCUGAGCAGCAUGUUUACCUGUUAAUGCUCCUUUUAUUCUUCCUGCAGUAGUUAAAUGUACCACUAGAGGGCAGUUUAUGGCUGUGAACCAUAAAUUAAAGGGUUGAUUGAUUAAAGUUACUUGAUCUUUGAUAAGUUGCAGUUAAAAUACAAAACUAUAACCUGAUGUUUGUUGUUAGAUUCGUAGAGAACGCAAUACUGAAAGGCAAUCAUUAAUAGGAUAUAAAACAUGUGCUGCUUUAAAGGAGGUUUAUUGAAGUUCUGUUUACCUUUCUGUACCAAAGGGACCAUGGUAUUUCCUUUUUUUUUUUUUUUUUUCUGAUUAUAACUAGAACCGAUGAUAGGUUAAGGGUGGUGUGCUUAACAUUAUAUUUAUGUUUGAUUGGAGGGUGUACUGUAAAAGCACCGCUUUUUUUUCUGAGGUUAUUUUUGAGCAGGUCAUGGUGAUGGAACAACACAUACAGCAGUUAAUAAGAUUUUUUUUUUUUUUCCAUUCCUUUUGCUCUACUUUAAAAUUGAUUGGUAAAUACAAGUUUUAAUAUUAUUGUUAGUUGCUAUUAAGGGUCAGUUUUCUCCUCUGCUGAACGAUGCAGUAAAUGGUUACUGAGUCUGUGAUCCUAAUACUCAACAUUAUUGUGCAUGCUUACCUGCUUACUUCUCCCUUUCAUUGCAGAUCUAUUCCAAAUAAAGACUAUGCAGUAA